This is a messenger RNA of Emiliania huxleyi CCMP1516, 1933 nucleotides long. RefSeq lists its product as hypothetical. The record is from RefSeq and is a predicted model, not a curated record. Bases 44 to 1693 code for a protein of 549 amino acids. NCBI's taxonomy places the organism in Eukaryota, Haptophyta, Isochrysidales, Noelaerhabdaceae. The transcript has a single exon.
CUCGUGGCGGUUUUGCAGGACCAAAGGAAGCAGACUCUCCGCCAUGUCCGCUCCUGCCAUGUCCGCUCCUCUCACGCCACCCACGUGCGCCAAGCCCUCGCGGGGCUACAUCACCGAACGCAAGGUCCAGGCCCGCGGCGCAGCCGCAGCCCGUGGCGGCGCAGCCGCAGCCCGUGGCGCCACGGCGAAGAAGCCCGUCACGAGGUACGACGCUCCCUACACGACCGAGGACGGCAAGCCGCUCGGCCACUACGACGACUCGAUCGGUAAGUGGGUCGGCGAGCCGUUGUGGCAGCGCAUCACCUGCCCGGCCCUCGCGGCGCUGGUCAAGAAUGGCGACCUCGUACCCGACCCGCAGACCGGUCACAUCACCCAGGCGCAGUGCCGCUGCGCCUUCGCAAAGAUUGGCGUCAAGGAUGUCGGCGCUGCUGCGACCGCCACCAACUUCAACUUCCUGGGUUGGAACGAGCCUGCCAACUGGAAGCACGCCGGAUUCCCCGGCUCGUGGGGCGAGGAGUGGCAGGGCAACAAGUGGAAGGGGCCCCGCAAGAGCGCGGCGGAGGACAGAGCGUGCGGCAUGGUGCCCAACGGGCAGCCAGUCUGCGGGACCAAGGACGGCAAGGAGUACACGCAGGAUGAGGUCGACGCUUUCAACGACGAGCUCCACAUCAACGUCUACUUCAUGAAUGUGACCAACAAGCAGUGGUACACCAACAGCACGUGCCUCAAGACCGCGCUCAACUGCUGCACGCUCGAGCCGCAAGGCAUCGUCAACCCGAACCCGUACAACAACAUGGAGCACUCCAAGUCGACCGGCAUCCGCGACUUCCGCCUCAAGACCGGCGGCUUCGCGGGCUUCUGGAACUGCGUGCUCAGCGCCAUCCCGUUCAAGGAGCAGUUCUGCGGCGAGAACACCUGCCAGAUCACAAGGGACAUCACGCCGUCCAAGCAGCAGAUGAACGAGUUCCUCAACUUCGCAUUCCAGAGUCAAGAGAACGGGGACGCGAAGAAGGCGCCCGCUUACAACGCGCCCUGCACCUCGAGGCUCGGCUUCUUCUUCAACCGCUGCGGCGCAAACUGCCUGAACGGCAAGCCGCCUGCUGACGCCGUCCUGCACCACACCUGGAACCCCAACUUUCUGCAGCGGGAGACGCCCGAGGUCGAUAACGCCGUGCACUGGUUCAACAUCGACAACCUGCAGACGCUGCAGUCGUGCUACGCCGAGAUCACGAACGACCGCUUCCCGGGCCCGAAACAGAUCGAGUACCUCAAGGGCGGCGAGAAGGACAACCAAAUCGUGCCCGGGCAGUUUGCGAAGCGGCCGGCAGAUGACGGCAACCUCGAGGCGGCCGUGAAGGCGCUCUUCGUGGAGUUCGGCUACCCGGCGAACCAGACGGAGUCGAUCCACUCCGCGCCGCCAAAGAACGCGGACGAGGCGCGGGCCCGCUCGUGGACGAUGCCCGUCGAGGAGUGGCGCGCCCUGUGGAUCGAUUCCGAGUACCCGAAGGCUGUGCAGGACCGCAAGCAGAAGGCGAAGGCUGGCGAGUGCCCGUUCCGCGCAAAGCCGGCCGCGUCCUUUGUGCCUGUCCCCGACCAGCCGUGGCUGAAGCGGAGCACUGAGGACCCAGACGUGUACCUCCGCCACGGCGAGAAGUUCCCCGUGCGCCUGCCCUCGACGGCGCCGGCGGCUUGAACCGCCUCAAACACCCUCUCGGCGCCGUGGGCGGGGGCUGAGGACCGAGGCCCUCGAAGGUGAUGAUUGAUAUGUCUAGUGCGUACGUGGCUGUGUUUGUGGAGUUGGUUGGGUUGUCGUGUGGUCCGCCGGUCGCACGGUCUCCUCUCCGUAACGCGUAAGAAGCCUUUCAGAGUCAAGCGAUCCGCUGUCCACUCGGCGGGGCCGCAGCUGCCUCUGGAAGGCACCGAAUCAAUUGUG